Molecule: messenger RNA, 1887 nt
Organism: Aspergillus wentii DTO 134E9
Lineage: Eukaryota; Fungi; Ascomycota; Eurotiomycetes; Eurotiales; Aspergillaceae
Exons: 7
Coding region: 233-1618 (461 amino acids)
Biological process (GO): transmembrane transport; metal ion transport
Cellular component (GO): membrane
Molecular function (GO): metal ion transmembrane transporter activity
Source: RefSeq, a predicted model, not a curated record
CUUGCGCUUCCCCUGGUGCUUCUGUUUCAUGGAUGAGUGUGACGGUGCCGUGAUCAAGUGGCGUGUUGUCAGGGCAUCGAGGCUGGUUCCUUUUCAAGGCAGAAUUCUGGAAGGCGAAUCUUUUUUAUGAAAUAUCUGAUAUUAGUAUAAAUGAAUUUGGUUAUGCUCAAAAUCCACUAGCUUGAUUACCUUCUAGAAACCAAGAGCUCCUCCGUCCUUGCCAAUUCAGACAAUGGAGCUUGACGAUUUCCCCAAAGCGAAGGAGUCACCUGCACUGACGGUGUCGCCUACCGUGGCCCUUCUUGACCCUUUUGCCCUUUUCCCGUAUCCAGAGGAUGCCUGGGCUCGGGUAGAAGAGCGAAAGUGCUUCACGGGGAAUGAAUUGUCGAUUGGUGUUGACUGGGUGGAUGUCAACGCGGACAACUCUGCGAUCCACAGAAAAUUCACCUCCCUGGACCAAAUCAACGAAUAUAUUUCUGAGCCUGACAGAAACCAGCCUGAUUUACGUGUCAUAUCUCUCAAUCAACGCUUUUCCUGGGGAUUUUUGAAUGUCACGCAAAACAUACUUAGCAGCAUUAUCGAUGCAAUCAACGCCUCACCGGAGCUCCUUGAGGUUAUUUCAUGCUUCUACAAGAAAAACUCGCCUAUCGAAGAGGCGUUUAGCAAUGCCCCGUUCAUUAAGCAUAACAAGGACAGUAUAGAAAUCAUGUAUAUCUUCAAAUAUGUCGCAUAUAAACACGGCCAAACGCAGAAUAAGCCAUGGUCCAUUCGCCAGACUGGAGUUUACCAAAGAUACGAUUUAAUAAAUAAGAGGUCUGUCUGGAUUUUCAUCCAUCCAGGCACAGAAUCACCUUUUCAAUCUCGUCUGAAUCAGCUCUUAACAUCACUUGAAGGAUGCUCCCAGAUACAGAGUCAUCCUCUGUUGCUUCACAAUCUUCUCUUCACGACUUACUCCCCUCGAUGGAGGGAUUUCAUGUCUUAUCAAGAGAACAAGAUUUGGUCACUGGCUGCAGAAGUGAGGGGAAACGGAAUCGAAACAUCGCGGGUGAAUUAUCAAACACUUUCAUCGGCGUACCCCAUCGAGAAUGACUGCCUCGCAUUGCGACCUAUCUUUCACUCUCUUGGAAAGAUUCUGGAGGCAGUCCACAAAACCACGAAUUCUCUGUAUGAAGAAAAUGUCCUAACGGAGCAAGAAUAUGGAAAUAUCGUGCAGGUCCUCGAUAACCAUUCAAAGGUUCUGGAUGCAUAUGUCCAAAAUAACCUUUACCUUCAGCAUAUGGUAGAACGAACGGCACAGCUUAUCACAGACACAAUUUCACUCAAAAACUCCGAGUAUACAAUGGAUCUGACGCUGUCUACCGUCAAUGAUUCGACUACUGUCAGAACCAUCACAAUCGUGACGCUUAUCUACCUCCCAUCUACCUUUACAGCGACUGUUCUCGGAAUGAACUCCUUCUUUGAGAUGAGCCCGAACAAUGAUUACCUUGUGGUGUCUCAUCAAUUCUGGAUAUUUGUCGCUUGCGCAGUCCCGCUCACAGUCAUCACAGUUCUAUAUUGGUUAAUACGAAAGCGCGUUCGAGAUAGAAGGAGAGUUAUCAAGAUGGAGUCGCGGGUUUGAGGAAAAGUCGCUGUGAUUCCAGAACAGAGGGCGAUGCGCAUAGUCGAAUAUUGUCAAGAUAUUUAGAUUGAAUUUGAGUUUCAAGAAUGAUUCAACUCCUUUCCCUUGGGGAGUUUGAUUGCUAAGAAGCUGCCAUCAUUUUUCGAUAUGAGAAGCUCUCUAUCGCCGCUUCCGUAACCUGUCAAGACAGCACUAUCUGUUGAUUUCCUGUAAACAAACUUCUCUUUGUUGCCUAUCCUGGCUGGAGCUCCAUUUCUCAACAAAUUGAA